CUGGCUUCACCCUCGUUUCCAGCGCAGUGACUCCCACUGGAACCCGCUGCCUCUGGUUAGUCUAGCUUAGGGCUUUACGGAACACUCCUAAGCAGCUGCUGAAACUCCCUCUGUUUUGGGCCAUUCCCUGUCUUCUCUGGCCUGACACGGACUCCUGAUUCCACUUUGGAGGAGAAACGAAUGUCCACAAUUCUGCGUCUGCUCAUCUGUCUGGGCUGACAGGUUUUAGGACCGGAAACCUUCUUUUUCUGCCUUCUGGCAGAAUCUGUGUCUUCUGCCUCCUCUCCCCUCCUCUUCCUGUUUCUGUACCGUCAUGCGUGCAACUGGCCUUCGGGGCACCGUUCACUUCAGAUUUCCCCACCAGCAUCUCAGGUGCAGGAACCUCAGGAUACUUUGGGGACCUCAUGAAGAGGAAUCCACCCAAAUCUGCAGGUAUUGCUGAAAUGCCUGGUGGGUUAAUGUAGCAGGGAGAUAAACACGCCAGCUGAAAAAUGGGAAAAGAUACAUUUAAGGAAGAGAUCCAGAAGAUGUCUUCUGACAGAUCCCGGAGAUGCUGUCUGACAUGGAGAAGGCUGUGCGGGUGGUGCUGCUUUGGAAGCAAAGAGGAACCAGCCCGAGAGCUCAACUACAAGUCAGGUCGGGGACGGAAGGCCGUGCUCCCUUUGUCUCUUCUUAGCCUGCCCUUUCCACGCUCUGACAGUGGAUAUUGUGAAGAAUCUCUAAGCAGUACCUUUAAGACGUCAAACAACAGCUCCCAGGUUUGUCCUUCUUCAGAAUCUGAAGAACUGUUAACAGGAGAGCCAACACUGCAUAUCCCUCCUGGACUUCUGUCUUGGUGGAGUGGUGGUUUUCAUGAAACCCGUGCUCUGGUGGUAACCUCAUUGAGAAGAAGGGUCCCAGGGAGUAGCAAAUCAGCAGACCAGGAAUCUUCACAGACACAAGAAUCAGAAGAGACUUGCUUGGAAGAGGAGACCCUAGUGCCCCUCGAGGCUCCUAAACUCUUUUCUGGGGUUGGACCAGCUUGUCAUAGUUAUCAGUUUCUGGGACCUGAAGGAAAUGUGGAUAUUGAGUUGAUUGAUGAGAGUGCAAACAGAUACAGCGUCCACUUCCCCAUGGCUGGCUUCUAUCUGUGGCCAGCGACACGCCUCGGAUUCUUGGUAACAGCCGCGGUGACCGUGAGGAUAGCGUUGGAUUCUUGGAGUGUACACAUGAAGUUACAGCAGGAGGAGCAGUGGAUGGUGGCAGGCCCACUGUUUGAUAUCUCUGUGGAGCCCGAGGGGGUCAUCGCUGAAAUCCACCUCCCUCACAUCAUCUCCCUGCCAGCAAAUGAGGUCGAUAUGUCUUGGUUCCACGUUGCCCAUUUUAAGGAUGAAGGUAUGGUCCUAGAGCCACCAGCCCGAGUGGAGUCUUUCUAUGCUGUCCUGGAAAACCCCAGCUUCUCUCUGAUGGGAAUCCUGCUGAGAUUGGCUAGUGGGGCUCGUGUUUCAGUCCCCAUCACUUCCACGGCACUGCUCUAUUAUCACUUCUACCCUGAAGAUACUAAAUUUCACCUGUACCUUAUCCCCAGUGACUCCUUGCUAACGAAGGCAAUAGAUGAAGAAGAAACUAAGUUUCACGGUGUGCGUCUACAGACCUCACCCCCCGUGGAACCCCUGAAUUUUGGUUCCCGUUAUAUUGUGUCCGGUUCAGCUCACCUGGAAAUAAUGCCUGAGGAGUUGAAAUUAUCCUACAGGAGUCCUGGGGAAAUCCAGGUGUUCUCUAAAGUCUUUGCUGGGAAGAUGGAGGAACCAAUCAUACUUGAAGUUACGGACAAAAGACACAAGACUUUGGUCUGGCGCACUUUGGUGAAGCCAGUGGAGCUCCAGUUUUGUGCUGCAUCACCGCCUUCUCCCCUCUCAGCUGAGGCCUUUAUGAAGAAGAACCACCGGCACUUGCAGGCCAGGCUGGGGGACCUGAGUGGAGUACUAGAUGAUCUUCAGGACAGUGGGGUCUUCACCGAGGAAGAGAAGGAGCUGGUGCAGCAGUUGCCAACACGGCAGAGGAAGAAUGAGACCCUGCUGAGGAUGGUGGAGAAGAAAGGGCCCCAGGCCCUGGAGAUAUUCUUCAGAAGCCUUCAGCAAAGAGAUCCUUACCUGAUGUCCUACCUCAGCCAGCAGAGUUUACAACAGUGACUCAGGCCAAUACUCAGGAAGAGACAAUCCGGUGUUCUGCACUGAAAAUGGAUAAACAGGCGUGCUUGGGUGGUUCAGUUGUUUAAACGUCUGAUUCUUGAUUUCAACUUAGGGUCAUGAGAUUGAGCCUUAUGUUGGG
Molecule: messenger RNA, 2310 nt
Organism: Mustela erminea (ermine)
Lineage: Eukaryota; Metazoa; Chordata; Mammalia; Carnivora; Mustelidae
Product: caspase recruitment domain-containing protein 8-like
Exons: 14
Coding region: 492-2171 (559 amino acids)
Biological process (GO): regulation of canonical NF-kappaB signal transduction; regulation of apoptotic process
Cellular component (GO): NLRP3 inflammasome complex
Molecular function (GO): cysteine-type endopeptidase activator activity involved in apoptotic process
Source: RefSeq, a predicted model, not a curated record